AUGUCUCUAAACCAGUUAACAACAGCCACCCGGCUGUUUCGUCGUGAGGGUGAAUGGGACGGAGAAGAAAACUGUCUACAUGUCACGCCGGGUCCGAAUGGGAACGUGCCCCCAACAGCAUGUAAUGCCAAUUACAAUUUCGAUCCUCAGUUUGCCCCCGCGGUCGCCGUGGCGGUACUAUUCGGCACCCUAACCGCCAUGCACAUACUCGAGGCUAUCGUCUUCAAAAAGCAAAACACAGGCUAUGCGACGGCCUGGCAACUCCUGUUUUUGCUCGCGCCCCUGUGGAUCAACGCGUUUGUGUAUAUGACCUUUGCACGGAUGGUCUUGUACUGGCACCCAGAGGGCAAGAUUACGGGUCUAAAGGCGACUGUAAUAGCCCGGUGGUUUGUGCUCGCCGACGUGCUGAGUUUCAUCGUUCAGGGCGCUGGCGGCCUCAUGGCAACACCCAGCGCAAGUGCCGACGUCAUCCGGAUUGGGUUAAACAUCUACCUGGGCGGCUUGGGUCUCCAGGAAUUCUUCGUCCUUUUAUUUUGCGGCCUCAUGGUUUGUUUCCAAAGACAAUGCGGUCGGGGGAGGGAGUUCGACGGAAAGCCAAGCUGGAAGCCGCUGUUGUUGGGACUCUAUGCUGUUUUGGUUUGCAUUACCAUCCGCAUCAUAUUUAGGAUCGUCGAGUUCUCGGGGGGCCUUGGUGACAACAACCCAAUCCCCUUUCACGAGGAGUACGCUUACGUGCUCGACUGUUUCCCAAUGAUGCUCGCUCUUCUCGUCCUUGCUGUUAUCCACCCAGGCCGCUACCUCCGCGGUCCCCAGAGCGAGUUCAUCCGACUGUCGCGAAAGGAGAAGAAGGCUUUGAAGUUGCAGAAGAAGGCUGAACGGCGGGAAGAAAAAGAAGCCAAGAAACGAGCCAAGAAGCAUAAAAUGGCAGACAUGAGUAGAAGCGACGAUACCAGCUACGAAGCUUGA
This is a messenger RNA of Chaetomium globosum CBS 148.51, 966 nucleotides long. RefSeq lists its product as uncharacterized. The coding region runs from base 1 to 966 and encodes 321 amino acids. The record is from RefSeq and is a predicted model, not a curated record. Gene Ontology annotation, cellular component: membrane. Lineage: Eukaryota; Fungi; Ascomycota; Sordariomycetes; Sordariales; Chaetomiaceae. The transcript is spliced from 3 exons.